This is a messenger RNA of Pseudovirgaria hyperparasitica, 1297 nucleotides long. RefSeq lists its product as uncharacterized. The transcript has a single exon. Gene Ontology annotation, biological process: regulation of store-operated calcium entry. Gene Ontology annotation, cellular component: endoplasmic reticulum membrane. The record is from RefSeq and is a predicted model, not a curated record. Lineage: Eukaryota; Fungi; Ascomycota; Dothideomycetes; Acrospermales; Acrospermaceae. The coding region runs from base 164 to 1204 and encodes 346 amino acids.
GACUAUACCUUGAGCUCGAACUACGAUCUACACCUGAACCUCAACCUCGACUACGACUAUACUUGAGCUACGACUACACUUCAACGCGAACUACUACUACACUUCGAACUCCUACUACACCUCCACCUCGAACCAUCACCACCACAACCAACCACCCCCAAGAAUGCACCCCCUCACCCCUCUCCUCCUCGCCCUCCUCCCCCAAACCGCCCACACCACCCCAAACCCCCCCUCAACCCCCCUCUCCAAAAUCAAAACCCUCACCCUCCACGCCGACCGCCUCACCACCCACCGCCGCCUCCCACCCAUCCCCCAACUCACCUGCACCGGCGGCAGCGCCCAGCACCUCUACACCAUCGACACCCUCCGCUGCACAAACUCCGGCACCGCAUACGACGACGCCACAGACAUCCAAUGGACCUGCACCGCCUCACUCCCGCCAGAGUUCAAACUGGGUAGUACCGAGGUGACGUGUGAGGGAUUCGAGGGGCCGGAGGAUGAGAAUGUGUUGAGGGGGAGCUGUGCGGUUGGGUAUCGGCUUUUGCUUACGGAGAAGGGGGAGGAGAGGUAUGGGAAUGGUGGUGGGAAGGAUGGAAAGGGUGGUGGUGAGGAUAGGGCUGGGCAGGGAGGAGAAGGAGGGGGAGGUGCGUUUGUGGUCUUGUUCUGGGUUUUGUUUGUUGGGGUGCUGGUUUGGAUGGUGUAUAGCGCUUGCGUGAAUUGGGGGGAGGGACAGCGGCUUGGUGGUGCGCCUCUACCGGACUAUAAUGGCUACGGUGGUGGUGGUGGCGGAGAUGGAGAUGAUAACGACGAUCCCCCGCCGCCGCCGUAUACAUCCUCCCCUCCUCAACCGCCUCGCUGGAAUGCGAAGAAUGGAAACAACGGCGGCAGUAAUAGUAACAGCGGCUGGAAACCGGGGUUCUGGACCGGGGCUCUGGGUGGUGCGGCGGCGGGGUACGCGGUUGGUAACGCGAGGGGGAGUAGCAGUAGUCGGCGGGGCGGGAGUGGGAAUAGUCCGUGGAAUGAUAACGGAGAGGGGAGUAGUUAUAAUAACGGAUAUGGAAGUGGUGGAUAUGGAAGUGGAAGUGGGAGUGGGAGUGGGAGUGGAUAUGGAAGUGGGAGUGGGAGUAGUGGCAGUGGAAGUGGAAGUGCGCAUUCAUCGACGAGAUAUCAGAGUACGGGGUUUGGCGGGACGUCGAGGCGGUAGACUGACUGACGGACUGACUGGCUGACUGACUGACUGACUGACUGGUUUCGUUGAUUGGUUUGGCUGGGUGGUGGUGGACGCCAUGCCAUGCCA